Messenger RNA from Propithecus coquereli (Coquerel's sifaka), 1836 nucleotides. It is a transcript of the gene CORO1B, whose product is annotated as coronin, actin binding protein, 1B. Lineage: Eukaryota; Metazoa; Chordata; Mammalia; Primates; Indriidae. Gene Ontology annotation, molecular function: actin filament binding. Bases 76 to 1521 code for a protein of 481 amino acids. The record is from RefSeq and is a predicted model, not a curated record. The transcript has 11 exons. Gene Ontology annotation, biological process: actin filament organization; cell migration.
UCCGGCUUCCUGCUUCCCAGAGGCCGGGAUCCGGAGCCGCCCGAGGCCGGUGCCGCAGCCCCCGGCGCCCCCGAGAUGUCCUUCCGCAAAGUGGUGCGCCAGAGCAAAUUCCGGCAUGUGUUCGGGCAGCCGGUCAAGAAUGACCAGUGCUAUGAAGACAUUCGAGUGUCCCGUGUUACCUGGGACAGCACCUUCUGUGCAGUCAACCCCAAGUUCCUGGCAGUGAUUGUGGAGGCCGGUGGCGGAGGUGCCUUCCUGGUGCUCCCCCUAAGCAAGACAGGCCGCAUUGACAAGGCCUACCCAACGGUGUGUGGGCACACAGGACCUGUCCUGGACAUUGACUGGUGUCCUCACAACGACGAAGUCAUCGCCAGCGGCUCAGAGGACUGCACAGUCAUGGUAUGGCAGAUCCCGGAGAACGGGCUGGCCUCCCCACUGACAGAGCCAGUGGUGGUGCUGGAGGGACACACCAAGCGAGUGGGCAUUGUCACCUGGCACCCGACGGCCCGCAAUGUGCUGCUGAGUGCAGGCUGCGACAAUGUGGUACUCAUCUGGAAUGUGGGCACAGCGGAGGAGCUGUACCGCCUGGAUACCCUGCACCCUGACCUCAUCUACAAUGUCAGCUGGAACCGCAACGGCAGCCUCUUCUGCUCGGCGUGCAAGGACAAGAGCGUGCGCAUCAUCGACCCCCGCAGGGGCACCCUGGUGGCAGAGCGAGAGAAGGCUCACGAGGGGGCCCGGCCCAUGCGGGCCAUCUUCCUGGCAGAUGGCAAGGUGUUCACCACAGGCUUCAGCCGUAUGAGUGAGCGGCAGCUGGCACUCUGGGACCCAGAAAACCUUGAGGAGCCCAUGGCCCUGCAGGAGCUGGACUCGAGCAAUGGGGCCCUGCUGCCCUUCUACGACCCCGACACAAGCGUGGUCUACGUCUGCGGCAAGGGCGACUCCAGCAUCCGGUACUUUGAGAUCACGGACGAGCCCCCCUACGUCCACUUCCUGAACACGUUCACCAGCAAGGAGCCGCAGCGGGGCAUGGGCAGCAUGCCCAAGAGGGGCCUGGAGGUCAGCAAGUGCGAGAUCGCCCGGUUCUACAAACUGCAUGAGCGCAAGUGUGAGCCUAUUGUCAUGACUGUGCCAAGAAAGUCGGACCUCUUCCAGGACGACCUGUACCCUGACACAGCCGGGCCCGAGGCAGCCUUGGAGGCAGAGGAGUGGGUGAGCGGGCGGGACGCCGCCCCCAUCCUCAUCUCGCUCCGGGAGGCCUAUGUGCCCAGCAAGCAGCGCGACCUGAAGGUCAGCCGGCGCAACGUGCUAUCCGACAGCCGGCCCUCCGGGGGCCCCACGUCACCUGCCACCACUGCCGACACUGCCCCCAGCAGCAGCCUUGCUGGAGCCGGGGAGGCUGGGAAGCUGGAGGAGGUGGUGCAGGAGCUGCGGGCGCUGAGGGCACUGGUCAAGGCGCAGGGGGAGCGCAUCGGCCGCCUGGAGGAGCAGCUCGGCCGCCUGGAGAACGGCGACGCAUAGGCCACUGCCCGUGGAGACCACCUCCACCUCUUCCUCUUCCCUCUCACUCAGCUUCUGCAGCACGUCACGCUGGGCGGGUUGCCCGAGGCCUCUGAGGCAGCUCAGGGGCCAGGUCACACUUGACCUCCCCAGGCCCAGGCUGGAGCCACACCUGGCUCUCAUUACUGUGGAGGAUUUUUGUACCAAGGCAAGCUCGCUUGUCUUCUGAGGGACCAUCUCCCCCCCCCCGCCCACCCUCUGCUCCCUCCCCAGAGGAGGUGGGGAGGGAUGGGCGCUAUAUUUUCAUUCCAAAUAAAAUUCUCUUUCUAAAAGCCA